This is a messenger RNA of Malus domestica (apple), 1207 nucleotides long. NCBI's taxonomy places the organism in Eukaryota, Viridiplantae, Streptophyta, Magnoliopsida, Rosales, Rosaceae. The record is from RefSeq and is a predicted model, not a curated record.
GAAAAAAAAGCGUAGGAGCAGAGAAGAAGAAGAAGCAAGAAUGAUGAGGCCCGAGAUUGUAUUGUUCGGAGACUCAAUCACCCAACAAUCCUUCCGACCAGGUGGCUGGGGCGCCGCUCUAGCUGAUUCUUACUCCCGCAAGGUCUCUCUCUCUUUCUAACUGUUAAUGCAAAUCAGGAAAUGUUGGUAAUUUUUGGUGAUGGUGUUUGAUAGGCCGAUGUAAAAGUUCGUGGGUAUGGCGGGUACAACACGAGAUGGGCACUGUUCUUGCUGCAGCACCUCUUUCCUUUGGUAAAUUCUUAUGCUGCAUCCUCUGCAAUUGUUUACUGUAUCGUCUUCAAAGGAUUCUAAGAAACCUCCUGCUGCUGCCACAAUUUUCUUUGGGGCCAAUGACGCAGCUGUUUUAGGCAGAACAGGUGAACGGCAACAUGUUCCCGUUGAAGAGUACAAGGAGAAUCUCAGAAAAAUUGUUCUUCAUCUCAAGGAGUGUUCUCCCACCAUUUUGAUUGUGCUUAUUACUCCACCACCUGUUGACGAGGAUGGCCGUAAUGAAUUUGCGCAAUCUUUAUAUGGUAAGGAUGCUAGUGGACUUCCAGAAAGGACGAAUGAAGUGACAGGAGUUUAUGCGAAGAAGUGCAUUGAGCUAGCUGAGGAAAUGGGUCUACGCUCCAUCAAUCUUUGGUCCGCAAUGCAGGAAACGGAGGGUUGGCAGAAGAAAUUUCUAAGUGACGGGUUGCACCUAACACCAGAAGGCAAUGCUGUUGUCCACCAAGAAGUCGUCAAAGUUUUCAGUGAAGCAUGGCUUUCUGCCGCGGAAAUGCCUUAUGAUUUCCCUCACCACUCAGAAAUUGAUGGGAAGAACCCUGAGAAAGCUUUCCAGCAACGAUGCAUAUAACAUCAACUCUUCGAUUGCUUCAAGUUUUACAACUUUUCACAAGCAAAUGCUAUAUUGGCAUUCACCCCGAAGCACAUUGCUUCUUCUGAAGAUGUGACAUAGAGAAGUGUCAUUAUUUUUUUCGCCAUUUGCUUGAUUAGUAUGUACAACAAAACUCCCUAUGGGAAACUUGAAAUCUUUCCAUAUCUUGUUCAUUCAAAAUUGUAAGAGUGAAAUCUUUCCAUAUAUUGGGGAAUCCGAACAGAGGCCCUCGGGUCAAGGUAAAUGCUCUUAGGGAAAUAGUUUCAAACUUCAAUUUUCUCCCCUGUACUA